Molecule: messenger RNA, 1212 nt
Organism: Neoarthrinium moseri
Lineage: Eukaryota; Fungi; Ascomycota; Sordariomycetes; Amphisphaeriales; Apiosporaceae
Exons: 2
Coding region: 1-1212 (403 amino acids)
Cellular component (GO): transcription factor TFIIH holo complex
Source: RefSeq, a predicted model, not a curated record
AUGGCCGGCGACGGCGCCAACAACGCCACCACCCCCGGCUAUGCCAGCGCCGGCGGGUUCUUCCCGCCGCCGCUCCCCUCGCCCGCCCCGAGCACGGCAUCCACCCGUGCCGCCGCCGGGCUCCCGCACCCCCGGUCGAAGCCGCUGCUGCCCGGCUCGCGCAAGGAGGACUACGCCCGCGAGUACGUCGGCCGGCGCCUGCUGCACAUAUCCCGCCGCUACGUGAAGAAGCACGGCAUCCCGGACCCGGCCGAUCUGGUCGCCGCCUACAGCAGCUUCGACGAGGUGUGCGCCGAUCUCGACCAGGUCGUGGAUGUGCUCUGGUUCUCUGGCACACCGAGUCUGCAAGUCCCAUACCUACUCAACAUCGCCCUCGCCAUGACCGAGUACCUCCCCGCCUUCCCUGCCUCCCCGCGCCCGACCUUUGCCCUUCUGAGCAAGCUGGACCACUGCUUCGCGAGCUUGCUGUCCGGCAAGGACGUACGGACCGGGGACCCUCUGCCCGGCUUCGAGCGCGGCCUGGCCAGGGGCAUGACCCGCACCGACAUGGUACGGUGCAAGAGUCUGGCCGACGAGACGCGCAUGCUGGUUGCCGUCAAGAUGAGCGGCGAGGCGGAUGUUGACACAGCGUGGUUUCCAGACGAGUACGACCAAGCGCCGGCGACGGGCAAUCCGGGGAAGCGGAAAAUGGCAGAUAUCCACGGGGAGGAUGAGGAGGAUGAGGAGGAUGAGGAAGGCACAGAGCAGCCCGAGUCGAGAGGAUCCACCGUUUCCCCCAAGAGGCAGAGAACAGACUCACCCACAAUAAUGAGGGCCAUUUCGCCUGUCAUCAAGCAAGAAGACAACUUUGAGUCUCCUUGGGCAACUGGAAGCUCACGCACAGAGAAUGGAGCAGAGCCAGCCAGCAACAAUGGCGGACAGUUUCACUGGGCUGUUGAAGAUGAUGAGGAUGACGACUCGGACGAGGAGGUGGUAGAUCGCGAUGAGGAUCACGUCAUGCAUGACGCCGCCGAACUGAAUCAACAACUGACACCACCGCCAACUGGAUCGGAGCCCAGCGAAGUGGAAAGGCCGCCCAACAUUGACGAGGCUCUUCACCGGGGAGAGGAUGAUGACGACGAAGAGGAGCUGCACAUGAGUGUGGCCAAGGUGUACGAGAAGACCAUUGUGCAGCUUGGGAGGACACUCGGCGAAACCCUGAUUGAUGACUGA